AUGCCAUGCAAUACAUCGACUGUUUCAACUAUUUCCAGAUACACACGCACUUGCCGAGAAAAUCGGCUUAUACAUUUAUUUAGUCGGAGACCCUCAAUAGUACGCGGGCUAGCCAAUUCCCGGUCACCAUUCAGUGCCCUACCCACAACUACUUCGUCAAAGGCCGUUGAGCCAAUUCGAUAUCAUCAAAGGCCUCCAAGGCCUGUCACAAGACUGACCAGUGUGGCACAGCGAAAGACAUGGUGCCGUGUGCGCCGGAGUGCGGAGAAGAGCACGAGUUCCAAUGGAGCAUAG
Molecule: messenger RNA, 294 nt
Organism: Penicillium digitatum Pd1
Lineage: Eukaryota; Fungi; Ascomycota; Eurotiomycetes; Eurotiales; Aspergillaceae
Source: RefSeq, a predicted model, not a curated record